AUGGCAGAUAAAGGAAAGAGGUCGAAGCACGCCAAGGUGCGAACGGGGUGUAUCACUUGCAAAAUUCGACACAAAAAGUGUGACGAAGCCGAACCGGCCUGCAAGAACUGCACCAGCACCGGCCGAACGUGCGAUGGAUAUGCACAGGCUCCCGAUAAGCGAACCCGGCCUUGGCGUCAGUCGCGGGACGACGGUCAACAAUGCACGCCUGCCAAGUGUGAAUUCACCCUGAUUCUUCGCGACUCGAGCCAGGUGGGUCUCUCCUGGAAUGAAAGAGCGCACUUGGACUUUUUCCGAAGAUGCACCACCUUGCAGUGUUCCGAGUAUUUCGAAGAUGAAUUCUGGAGCCGAUUGGUCCUGCAGAUGUGCGAAGGACAAGCCGCGGUGCGACAUGCCGCCAUAGCAAUGGGUGCCAGGCAACGCCAAUAUGAAGCCGUGGAAACGGAAUCGGUCAAAGACCGUGAGAGCCUGCUGGCUUUGAGCCAUGCCCACAAGUCCAUCACCUGCCUGAGUCAAGAUCUCGUCCGCCAGGAGUCAAGCCGGUCGCAUAAAGAGACUGUUCUGGUCAGCUGUAUUAUCUUGACUAUGCUCACGCUCUUCCAAGAAGAUAUCUUCGCGGCUCGGUGCCAUCUUCAAUCUGGGUACCAAUUAUUCCGAGAUUGGAUGGCCAUCGACUCGGAAACGAGCCCGAAUAAGGAAAUUCUGGAACAGGCGUUCUCCCAACUCCACCUACACUUUUCAACAUGCGUGAACCCAAGAGAAUUCGUCAACGACCAGCGUUUGGUUCCUCCAACGCUGCCCAAGUUCAACGCCAUGACUCCCAGCGGUGAUUUAGACCUCACACGAGAGAGCCGGGGGCUGAUGGUCAUUGGCUGGCAGAUAGUGCAAAGUCAUUUGAGUGGAGGCUUCAGCAUAGGCAACGCGAGCUCCCCUAUCCGCCGAGGUGGAGUGGCAGUCUUGAGCAAGAUGAGAUUAUGGCGAAGUCAACUGAAGCUGUCUUCUGUCAGUGGGCUCCCUUCGCAGCGUCAUUACGACAUGCUGAGUUUGCUUGAGAUGUGGACCUUGGUCUUGGAUGUGAAAAUGGCCGUUGCGAAUAGCCCAGAGUCAAGCGAAAGUCUGUAUGAUGACUACCUCCCGAGUUUCCAGCGGGCUGUUCAGUUAGCACAGGGACUUUUGCGCCUAGAAACAAGUGAAGUAGAGGCACCGGUCUACUAUAUCACUCCAUCAGUGGUGACUGCGCUUUUGUGGUGCGGGACCAAGUGCCGUGACUGGAAGGUCCGUCAUGAUAUUGUCUCUUUGCUGAGUGGGUGUAAACAUCAGAGCCUGUGGGCCUCGAUCGCCACGUCGUGUAUUGAGAAAUUGAUUCACAUCGAGUCGAAUGGUAUCACUCAGGGAGCUCGCGUCCCAGAAUCAGCUCGGGUGCAAAGCGUAACUGCGAAACCAUUGACCAGCUCCAUCGUCCAGUUGUGGUAUCAGAAACCCCAAUCCGAACUAGACGGUGAACACAGCAUGUGGAGAUGCGAGACUUUAGCUUGUUAA
Penicillium brevicompactum is the source of this 1539-nucleotide messenger RNA. RefSeq names its product Zn(II)2Cys6 transcription factor domain-containing protein. The transcript is spliced from 2 exons. NCBI's taxonomy places the organism in Eukaryota, Fungi, Ascomycota, Eurotiomycetes, Eurotiales, Aspergillaceae. The coding region runs from base 1 to 1539 and encodes 512 amino acids. The record is from RefSeq and is a predicted model, not a curated record. Gene Ontology annotation, biological process: regulation of DNA-templated transcription. Gene Ontology annotation, molecular function: DNA-binding transcription factor activity, RNA polymerase II-specific; zinc ion binding.